Bicyclus anynana (squinting bush brown) is the source of this 2392-nucleotide messenger RNA. RefSeq lists its product as uncharacterized. The record is from RefSeq and is a predicted model, not a curated record. The coding region runs from base 327 to 1205 and encodes 292 amino acids. The transcript has 6 exons. Gene Ontology annotation, molecular function: myosin light chain binding. Gene Ontology annotation, biological process: spermatogenesis. Lineage: Eukaryota; Metazoa; Arthropoda; Insecta; Lepidoptera; Nymphalidae.
CAUGCCCAAACUUAUUGAGUUGACUAUAGAAAUUGAAGUUCAAAAGGUAAAACAAAAUUAAAUAGAUAUAACAACAUCUAUAGUUCAUUUCACUCACGAAAGUUUGCCGCGAUUUACAAAAAUAGUGUCUUGCCCUGGAGUGUGGUUGUGCCAGGAUGGCCGGGUGUCCCUCACCGUAUUCGCCCUGGGCACUAGUUACCAGACCUGUUACUUGCCGCCAAUCUUUCCACUUGCAUUCCGGGAUGUGUUUUAUUUCCGGAAGAGGUUUCAGGAGAGUUGUGCGUUAAACAACAUUUGCUGUCUGCUCAGUUAAGUAUAUUUUAAAUAUGCUUUAUUUAUGUUUAGUACACCAAGGUCUUUCAGAGAUGAGGUCACUCAUGGGAAACCAUAGGGAUAACAUGGACAGAAAUAAAAAAACAAACUAUUUGGAUAUUGCAGAGGAUGAAAUAAUAUACUGCGAGCUGGUGCAGUGGAGCGAGAGCUGCGCCCAGGGUCGCUGCGUCACGCUGGCGCAGUACCUGGGCGCGCUCGGCGACGUGCUGUUCCCGCCCCAGAUGUGCUCCUCGGACGGCGUGGACCUGCUCAUGCGCCGGGCCGAGCACUUCCCGGUGAGUGUUGUGUUGUGUCACGCUCGUCACUGCGAGAGCCGCGCCCAGGGCCGCUGCGUCACGCUGGCGCUGUACCUGGGCGCGCUCGGCGACGUGCUGUUCCCGCCCCAGAUGUGCUCCUCGGACGGCGUGGACCUGCUCAUGCGCCGGGCCGAGCACUUCCCGGGUAUACUCUCACCUAAGAUAGAGAUAUCAACAAAAGUGCGUAUAGAUGAAGUAUGGAACACAUGUUUAGCAAACAACAGCAUCAGCAAAAUAAUGGAGACUUGCCACUGCCCCAAUGAGUCGGAGGGAUCGCGACAAAAACAAGUUUGCCAUUCUUCGCAGUACCACAGGAGCAAAUGCAACCAGAAGUCGUUGUCUCGGUCCAAAAUCCGCUCGCACUCGGUCGGCUCGCGCUCGGCUCGCAGCGCGGACUCCGACGCGCCGUGUGCGCGCGCGCGAGCUACAUCGAAGCCCCAGUCGCCAACCGCCUGUGCGGGGCGCCGCACGCUCGCGCGCCCGUGUCGCCAGUACACCGUGUGCCCCGUCACCACCUGCGACACCUACUGGCGGGGCGACGCGCACGAGCGCAGCCCGCACGAUGACGUCAGGUGACUGUUCGUACAUUGUAACUGCGCGGGGCGCCGCACGCUCGCGCGCCCGUGUCGCCAGUACACCGUGUGCCCCGUCACCACCUGCGACACCUACUGGCGGGGCGACGCGCAGGAGCGCAGCCCGCACGAUGACGUCAGGUGACUGUUCGUACAUUGUAACUGCGCGGGGCGCCGCACGCUCGCGCGCCCGUGUCGCCAGUACACCGUGUGCCCCGUCACCACCUGCGACACCUACUGGCGGGGCGACGCGCACGAGCGCAGCCCGCACGAUGACGUCAGGUGACUGUUCGUACAUUGUAACUGCGCGGGGCGCCGCACGCUCGCGCGCCCGUGUCGCCAGUACACCGUGUGCCCCGUCACCACCUGCGACACCUACUGGCGGGGCGACGCGCACGAGCGCAGCCCGCACGAUGACGUCAGGUGACUGUUCGUACAUUGUAACUGCGCGGGGCGCCGCACGCUCGCGCGCCCGUGUCGCCAGUACACCGUGUGCCCCGUCACCACCUGCGACACCUACUGGCGGGGCGACGCGCACGAGCGCAGCCCGCACGAUGACGUCAGGUGACUGUUCGUACAUUGUAACUGCGCGGGGCGCCGCACGCUCGCGCGCCCGUGUCGCCAGUACACCGUGUGCCCCGUCACCACCUGCGACACCUACUGGCGGGGCGACGCGCACGAGCGCAGCCCGCACGAUGACGUCAGGUGACUGUUCGUACAUUGUAACUGCGCGGGGCGCCGCACGCUCGCGCGCCCGUGUCGCCAGUACACCGUGUGCCCCGUCACCACCUGCGACACCUACUGGCGGGGCGACGCGCACGAGCGCAGCCCGCACGAUGACGUCAGAAUCGACGAUUCGAGCUCUUCAUCGAAGGACAUACACAAGCUGCUGCUCGAGAGCCGGUACGUAGACCCCGCGCCGCCGACACGCGCCCGCCCGCCGACUGCGUGCGUGUGUGACAUAUGUCGGAAGUAUCACGAAUUGUUCCAUGCGAAUGAACAAAGCUGAUUGACGUCAUGAAUGUUGUUUAGAAAAAUCUUUGGUAGGCAAUGGAAUAAAAAAUAUUAUAUUUUUUUAUUGAAUUUUUCUUAAUUUAUUAAAUGGAUUUUAAUAUUAAAAGUCAACUAUUGUUAUACUGCGCUGUACCUCUUUGUUUAAAUGAAUAUUUAUUUAUUUGUUCACAGUGUACA